Penicilliopsis zonata CBS 506.65 is the source of this 1077-nucleotide messenger RNA. RefSeq lists its product as hypothetical. NCBI's taxonomy places the organism in Eukaryota, Fungi, Ascomycota, Eurotiomycetes, Eurotiales, Aspergillaceae. The record is from RefSeq and is a predicted model, not a curated record. Bases 279 to 1034 code for a protein of 251 amino acids. The transcript has 2 exons.
GCACGUCUUCCAUGGUUCUAUAUCUACAUUCAUUAGGGCUUCAUAUAAAAUACUGGCCUUGGUGCCUUAGAGCGGUGAAUCCAUGCAGAAAGCCAAUUUAGGCAAAUUCCCUCCUCUUUGUUUUUGAUCGCUUCAGGUUCUCUUCAGUUUUCUUCAUCACAAUCCCCUGCUCGUGGUGUGAACGACCAUCAUGUCCGGCCUUGGGGCCUCGCGAUGGGCACCUCGCGGAGCCCAGGUCAUCGGCCCAGGCAACAAAAAUUACACAGCAACAAACCAGCAUGGUUUCUCCAAAGACGGGCUGGCUCCAGGUACCAGCAGAAACUACGCCAUCAAGUGCGUCACAUGCAGAACUGUCCCGUUUCAAGAAGAUCAUGGCCCGACUGAAAUGGAAAUUACCCUUCCUGGCUGAAUCUUACCGGUUGGCAACCCUUCGUAGCCAGUCAUCAUUGCACAGCGAGGAGUUGGCCAACGCGGAGAUCAUGUUCAAGCUAGACUUCCAUGAAUACUACGCCCUGCUGGAGCGAGCGAUUGUGCAUCUUCUCGGUGUGUUCGACAUCGUCGUCUCUUCACGCUUUGCCGCGUCCCACUUGGCUCUGAAUGGGGACCGGCCGCUUCUCAGCUCACACAGGUAUCACGCCAACGUGCUUGAAGCACUGGAUACCCCGUCUUGUCCACUGUACUCUGUGCUAGGCACGGAGGAGGUGCAGGAGCAGCUGAGAAGGGCCAAGGAGCUGCGCAAUCGGUGGAAGACGGCAGACUCGCCUGAAGACGAACAAAGCCGCCAGAGCCAGACAGACGGAUUCCAACGGAGCAGACCGUAUCGCAUCAAGGGACGUGCUCCGUUGGAGAGCUAUGAUUUCAAUGGCAUCUUUACUAGUGUCUUCGCCGCGCUGGAGGAGGGCUACCACCUCGCUCAGCAGCACGUUUCGCAGGUAGAAAUGCUGGACGUUGAAACCAUUUCACAGACCACAUCUGAUCCAGAGGGGGCUGGUUGGGACUUUAUUGUGGAUGCUAUGGAUUGGGAAGCUGUUUAGUCUGUAGAUUGCCAAUUUGGAUAUGAUAAAUGAUAUGUACAGG